Molecule: messenger RNA, 2039 nt
Organism: Halichondria panicea
Lineage: Eukaryota; Metazoa; Porifera; Demospongiae; Suberitida; Halichondriidae
Exons: 1
Coding region: 72-1865 (597 amino acids)
Biological process (GO): regulation of RNA splicing
Molecular function (GO): RNA binding; metal ion binding
Source: RefSeq, a predicted model, not a curated record
UGUAUACUUAAGGUUACUCGGCCAUUUUCUCCAGGUCAGCAAAAAGCACAUGGUUUUUGAACAGCCUAGCCAUGAAGCGUUCUUGGGAAGGUUCUUAUGAUGGUUACCCACCUGGACCCAACUACGAUUACUCUUAUGGAGGUCCUAGAUUUGCGCAAGAUGACGAGUACGACUACAGGUCCGAUAACAUUUCGCAAAUGAGACCUCGCCGUGGCCGUGCAGACAGACCCGUGUUCGACCGUAACAGCGCAAGUGAUCGCGGUGGUAGGCAAGGCAUGAAGUUUGUAAACCCAGAAUAUUAUGAUUGCCAGUAUGGGGACCGUUUCGAAGGCACAAAAUCAGGCGCCAUACACCCGUACGACGACAGCUCUGUGAAGAAACGCAAAGUUGACAAUUUGUCACUUUGUGUCGAUUUUGUUCGCGGCUUUUGCACAAAGGGGGCAAUGUGUCCCAAGCCUCAUGUUAACUAUGUAGAGUCUAAUGACGAACGCGAAGUGAUUGCGAAAGUGAAAUUUUGCCACAAUUUUCAAAACAGGGGUGUUUGUCUCCGCCCACAAGGUUGCAACUUUUUGCAUGUUACAAGACGCGAGGAGGAUGAGUUUUUGCUGACUGGGGCUAUCCCUCAAACUGUUUUUGAUCGAACAUCCGACCAAGGUGGUUUCCGUGGUGGCGACGAUCGUCCGAGCAGGGGUGGCGGUGGCGGUGGCGGUGGUGGAUUUCGUGGGGGACGUGGUGGUCCAGGCCGCGGUGGUGGUGGUUCAUAUCGUGGUGGUGGUUCAUAUCGUGGUGAUCGUGGUCCUAGCCGAGGGGACCAUGGCGGAAGGUUCGGGAGGCGUAGUAACAGUAGUGGAGAAUUUGUUGGUCAUUCUUCAAGCAAACCUGUCACUUUUUCCAGUUACUGUGUUGAUUUUCUAAAGGGAACGUGUGCCAAGGGUUCUGUUUGUCCUCUGAAGCAUGUUGAGUGUGUGGAGAAUGCUGACGAUCGGGAGGGAAUUGUUUCAACUGUGUUCUGUCAUGACUUCCUUAACCAAAAAUGUCGACGCCCAGCGUGCAAGUAUGUACACGCUACUCGUGAAGAAGAAGAUUAUUUCCUGUCUAAUGGAUUUUUUGCACCUACCAUUAAUGCUAGAAAUCGCGAGAAACUGUUCUACUCUGAUGUGUGCCUCGAUUUUCUACGCAACCAGUGUAUUCGUGGAAACAAGUGCAAUUACAAACAUGUGUCUCAAGUGGAUAACCAGAAGGAACGACAAGUCCUUAGCCGUUCGAUUUUCUGCCACGAUUUUCAGGAUGGUGCGUGCACUCGACCCUCCUGCAAGCUUCUCCACACUUCAAUUCAAGAUGAACUUUACUUCUUGAAUAAUGGCUGUCUGCCUGAGCACCUCUCUGUGUCUGAAUCUUCCCAGUCAACUCGUGAUCCUAAAUUGGACAUGCUUGCAAAGAAUGUUUGCCGUGACUUCAUCAAGAAUCGUUGUGAAUUUGGUGAUCGUUGUCGCUUCUACCACCCUACAGCUAUUGAGAUACAAGCUCUCGUUGCCAACUCGAAUGCUUCCACAAGACAGCCACCUAUGGAGCGUGGUGCAGGUGAAUUUAAUAAUCCAGGAGGGCCUUCUCAAGCUUCUACCUCGACUGCAGUAUCUGAUCCUGCUCCCUCACAAGAAAAUGACGCUCUGCAAGAUCGAGUGAAACAACUGGAACGCUUGCUGGCAGAUGCUUGCUACUGUAUGACACUGGCUGUGGGAAACGAUCACCCUGCUAUUUCUACACUAAUGGGUACCAUUUCUGAAUUGGCACCACCCAGCUCGCUCGCGAACCAAGGCCAAGAACAGGCCCCUAAAGAACCUGAUGUGCCUGCCUCAACCAACUAAAGACUGAUGUUGAAGUUUAUGGACUUUGUAGUUAUGGACAUUUAGUGUAUUAUGAACUGACCCUUAUAUUUGUAAUGUUAAUGUGUAUAUAAUUAUGUGCAGUUAUGCUCUUUGCUGAUAACUAUUUCCUCUUAUUAUUAUUAUGGAUGUUGAACUGAUAUUCUUACAAUGUGA